This is a messenger RNA of Lingula anatina, 660 nucleotides long. RefSeq lists its product as uncharacterized. Gene Ontology annotation, biological process: regulation of DNA-templated transcription; double-strand break repair. Lineage: Eukaryota; Metazoa; Brachiopoda; Lingulata; Lingulida; Lingulidae. The record is from RefSeq and is a predicted model, not a curated record. Gene Ontology annotation, molecular function: DNA binding; DNA-(apurinic or apyrimidinic site) endonuclease activity; protein binding. Gene Ontology annotation, cellular component: nucleus; site of double-strand break.
AUGUCCGGCGUCGAGUUACGAUCUCUUGACGGAGGCGAAAACAUUGAAAUACCCAAGGAAAAAUGCACCAUCGGCAGAGGCACUCUUCUUAAGGUCACAGAUACCAGGGUGUCCAGGAACCAUGCCACUCUGGAGGUGAAUCCUGAGGGAAAGUUGAUACUUACUCCUAUCCACACAAACCCCUGCUUCUACAGAAAGGCAGACGGAGCAGGAAAACAGUGCACCUUGCCCAAGGACAAACCGUUUACCCUGCAGCAUGGAGACAAGUUUGGGCUGCUGCCAGAGAAGUUGUUCUUUGAGGUCGUCUACCUGGACAUGAGAAAUGGAGAUGCAAAAGAUGAAGAGACGGAUGAGGAGGGUGCCAUGAAAAUAGAUUUAGAUGCAGAAAAAACAUCUGCAAAAGAGGAAAUGGAAGAAGAGAAUGGGAAAGAUGAAAAGCAGGAAGAUGAGGAGACAAAGGAGGACAAGGAGAUGGCCCUCCCAUUAGAUAAGAAGCGUAAACUUCCAGACUGGAUGGUAGAGGGAGCCACUGCCAAGAAAGGACCAGGUCCAAAAACGAAAGGGCAACUGAAAUCUGUCUUUGAACAUCAGAUUUUAAGCAAGGGUAAUAUUGACACAGUGACAGUAAUCCUUACAAAGGGAGACAACAGAAGACUUUGA